ACCUUUAAACUAAAGUUCUGCUGGAUUCUUCUCACCUGGAUCUUGUCCCAUUGCAUUGGUUUCUGAGUAGUGGGGGUUGAUACAUUGUAUUCAGGUGUAACCAGAGAAGGCUGCUCGCAGGUUUCGUCCUUGUUUGUGAUUGAGGGAGGUACCUGUCGGACCGGUCUGACCUGGUGAAGGAAGGAGGGGUAGGAAGUGAUUAAGGUGAGCCCUCCUGGGUUCUGUGGAAGGUAAAAAGAACAGAUCACGCAAGGAGUUCCAAGACUCUACAGCUUCAAGAUGACGACCUCUCCUCUGUUUAGGCUGGGGGCAGCCCUGGUGUGCUGUAUCCUUAUUUCACAAGCCCUGGGCCAAGAUUGCUCGUGUAAUUUCCAUGUUAAAGGGGACUGUAAAGCAAAUAACAAUGCUUGCGAGUGUCGUCUUCCGAUCGGUCCUGAUAUGGUGCCCAUAAACUGCUCACAACCAAUUCCAAAAUGCUUCCUAAUGAAGAGAGAAAGUAAUCCUGGAAAGGCUGGUAGAAGACCAAAGCCAGAGAAUGCACUAGUAGAUAAUGAUGGUUUGUACAACCCUGACUGUGAAGAUAAUGGCGUCUUCAAGGCCAGGCAGUGCAACAAUACCGAAACCUGCUGGUGUGUUAAUUCUGCCGGUGUCAGAAGAACUGACAAGGGAGAUAAAAACUGGAAAUGCACAGAGCUGGUCAGGACUUUCUGGGUGAUUGUUCAAUUAACACGUAAUAAUACAGAUAGCAUACCAGAGGCAGACUUGAAAAAUGCUAUAAAAGACACCAUAACAAACAGAUAUAAGCUGCUCUUAAAAUUCAUCAAUAAUAUUGAGUUUGAAGGACCUCUGAUCUACAUAGAUUUGAAACAAAAUUUCACAGAGAAGACACCUAAUGAUGUUGACAUAGUUGAUGUUGCUUAUUACAUGGAAAAAGAUGUAAAAGGCGACCCCAUCAUUCCUCUGAAUAACCCCUUCCAAAUUCUUGUCAAUGGCAAAAAUGUUCCUGUUAAAGAACCCUUAAUAUUCUACAUCGAUGAGAAACCACAUGAAAUUUCUAUGAAGCGUUUAACUGCUGGCCUUAUUGCAGUCAUUGUGGUGGUUGUAGUGGCGAUUGUUGCUGGUAUUGUUGUACUGAUUCUUACAAGAAGAAAGAAGGGAAGAUAUGAGAAAGCCGAGGUGAAAGAAAUGAAUGAAAUGCAAAAACAACUGACAUCGUAGAAUACUCAAAUUACUGUAGAUGAUACAUUGUUGGGAUUGUUGCAACUCAAGCUUUCUCAUCAAUCAAGUUUAAACAAUCCUGUGUACAAUUUUCAUAGUUCGUAUUCAUUGUGUUUUUUUUAUAGAGUUGUGUAUAUAUUUCUGUAAACCACUUCAUUGCAAAGGGACACUUUUUUAUUUUCCCAAUUUAAGUUGGAUUAUUUUUUUUUUUUUGCAUCAACAAAUCUUAACAGAUGGGGUUUUUAACUUUUUUUGUAUAUAUUCUGAAAUGUUGUGGUUUUUAAUGUCAAACUGCGAAUUCAAUAAAAGUGUAAAGAUUA
Pelobates fuscus (common spadefoot toad) is the source of this 1538-nucleotide messenger RNA. It is a transcript of the gene EPCAM, whose product is annotated as epithelial cell adhesion molecule. The record is from RefSeq and is a predicted model, not a curated record. NCBI's taxonomy places the organism in Eukaryota, Metazoa, Chordata, Amphibia, Anura, Pelobatidae. Gene Ontology annotation, cellular component: membrane. Bases 280 to 1218 code for a protein of 312 amino acids. The transcript is spliced from 9 exons.